This is a messenger RNA of Dentiscutata erythropus, 1312 nucleotides long. The record is from the annotation of a GenBank genome assembly. Lineage: Eukaryota; Fungi; Glomeromycota; Glomeromycetes; Diversisporales; Gigasporaceae.
AGAAGAACGAGAAAUAGGAAUGCCGAUGGACUAUAUAAACAUAUAUGAAAAGUGUUGGAUUCCAGACCCUUCGCUUAGACCUGAAAUUUCAGAGAUAUUAAAUGAUCUUGAAAAUCUCAAAAAAUUACCAGUUUGCACAGCGAAAGAUAUUCAGCGAGCAGCAGAAUUCCCAGUAUUUGAUUCGAUUAUUCAAGAUCUACCUGAUAUUGAUUGUAUUACUGAACAAAUGCAAUUAAAUCCAAUUUCAACAGCUGUUUUAGAACAGUCCAUCGAAAUUGAUACAUUUUUGCCAGUAUUUGAAAAAAUUCAGCAAAUAGAAAGAACUAAACCGCCAGAUGAUGAUAUACAUCUCAAUAGAAGGAUAUGUAAAGUAUUGAGUCAAUGUAUCAUCGAUGCUGAUCAUAAUAUUAAGACACUUCGUAAUUUAGAAGAAAACCCUGAUAAAUUUGCAACAUUAGAGAAUUUUGUGUACUUUCAAAUUUUACUACAAAAUAUUGAAAAUAUUAAGAAUUUUAUGGAAAAAAUUUCUCAAAUCGGAGGAUUACAAUCCUUUAUUCAAGUUAUCGGUUCGGAAAUUUCAUUGAAUCAAUUAAAAAACCAAUACAUUGAAUUAAUAAAAAAAUUUGGCGAAUCUAUAUCAUCACUUAAUUUUGUAUCUCGGAUAAAUGGACGAAUUAAUAAUAUCAUCAAUGAAGAUGAUGAAACAUUCAAGGAUAUAGAAGAAACAAAGGAGUUUAUUCAAGCACUUCAAUGCAAUUUUGAGCAAAUCGACAUUCUUAACUUUAUUAAUAAGAUAAACACUAAUAUUCAAAAUGUCACCACCAAUUUCAAUUUAUUCGAUGGCAAAUCGUUGGAUUUUGUAAAAGAAUUUCAAGAUGGAAUUAUUCCAAAAUCACCCGAUGGCAAUAUUACUAUCGUAAAGCGAAUUUCAUAUGUAAAGGAAGACGUUCGACUGAUAACAGCUGAAUCAAGAAAUCUUGAUAUUAAAGACACUGGAAUUAGAUACAUAGCACCAGAAAUCUUAAAACGAAAUUGUAAAACACACACUAAAUUACCAACUGUAUUUAACUUUGUUAAAAAAUCCGACGACUAUAAUUUUAAGUCAGAAAUUUAUAGUUCUAUGCCGAAUGAAUACGUAGAAAUCAGUAAACAAGCACUUAAUCCUGUUCCAAAUAAACGUCCAACAAUAUGCCAUAUGUUCAAAGUUUUGUAUGAUUUAGUAAAGAAUGAUAGACUGAAGAAUUAUCAAGGAUGUUGCUUGAAACCUUCGAAAAAAGGAGUUCCAUUAGUAACUUUAUCAGAUUAUACUUAA